AUGCUCCUGCUCCUGCUCCUGCUCCUGCUCCUGCUCCUGCUCCUGCUCCUGCUCCUGCUCCUGCUCCUGCUCCUGCUCCUGCUCCUGCUCCUGCUCCUGCUCCUGCUCCUGCUCUUCUGCCUUGUGCUUCUUGAGACUCUUGCCAAAGCCUCGUUGGCCGCCGCACUUUGCUGGGCGUCAGGGCGUGUUUCGCUUUCUGGAAGAGUCGCCUAUAUGGUGCGAAAUAUCGGAAGGGCUCUUCGUAGAGCAUGCAAGCGAGGUAACACAGAGCGGCAGAGCGAGGCCUUGAGGCACAACAUCACUUCGGGUGGCGCUACGGCCACGCCAUCAGACGAGACAUGA
Molecule: messenger RNA, 342 nt
Organism: Ustilago hordei
Lineage: Eukaryota; Fungi; Basidiomycota; Ustilaginomycetes; Ustilaginales; Ustilaginaceae
Exons: 2
Coding region: 1-342 (113 amino acids)
Source: RefSeq, a predicted model, not a curated record